AUGUUCAGUGCCUCCUUCACCGCCACCGUGCGCGCGUGUGUGUGUUGUGUGUAAUGCGUUGAUGACACGGACGGCCUUUAGUGUCACAGGUAGCUUUUGUCUCACGGGUCACGCGCGCGUCCAGUUUGGUGUGACAUUCGUGCCGCAGUGUUGGAUUUCGUUGGACUGCUUGGGUGUGUUGUCCCUCUAUGUUAUCAUUUUCCCUCCGGCAGCGAGUAAUUAUUGCACACACGACGGGUGCAAUUUAGAGCAUAGUGCGGCCUUCUGUAUACACAGCCACGAGGACAUAUUAACCUACCGCGCGAAAAAACAAGGCCAGGCCAGAGUGUAUAUGUGUUUGUAUAUGUGUGUGUGAGAGAGUUUUUCCUUUAAUUACCGUGUUGUGAUAAGAACUUGUCCUGACUAGCCCUUUAAAGCAAGCCCACCUUUAUCGUAUGAUCGUUACGCCACAGACUCUAGUGCGUAAAGAUCAUCAACCGGGUGUUGAGCGACACCUACCACCAGGGGAAGGGGUGGGUGUGACGAAGGCCCGAGAAAGAUAGCGAAGGGUCGGUGGAGGGAAGGUGUUGAUGUGGAUUGCCAAAACGGCACCGACCACUCACCGCGACCACAGACGUUUGGUAAGAUCGUGGAUCAUCUCUAGAAGGUCCUUUCAAAUCUUACCCAGCAGUAGAGACGGUAAGCCUCUCCCUCUAGCUACGUGCUAGAAGUGGACGAGUGAGAUAUACGUGAACGAGUGAGUGACAAAAUAGUGAGUGAAUUGAAUACGCGACAACGACGACGACGACGGAAGGGUUACCGAGGAUAACCCGCGCAACGCAUUAGGACCAAACCAGCGAUCCGUGUCCCGACCGGCUGCAGGAUGUUUAAGUACAUACCGAUAUUUAAGGGAUGCAACCGGCAGAUCGAGUACGUCGACAACCGGCACUCGUCGCUGCCGAACGUGCCGGAGGAGAUCUUCCGCUACUCGAACAGCCUGGAGGAGCUGCUGCUCGAUGCGAACCACAUUCGCGAUUUGCCGAAGGGAUUUUUUCGUCUCUAUCGGCUGCGAAAGCUCGGACUGAGCGACAAUGACAUAAUCAAAAUUCCAUCCGACAUACAAAACUUCGUCAAUCUGGUCGAGCUAGAUGUGUCGCGCAAUGAAAUCGGUGACAUACCCGAGGACAUCAAGCAUCUCCGCAGUCUGCAGAUAGCGGACUUCAGCUCGAACCCGAUCUCGCGGCUACCGGCCGGCUUUACCCAGCUGCGGAAUUUGACCGUGCUCGGCCUGAACGACAUGUCGCUCAUUUCGCUACCGCAGGACUUUGGCUGUCUGUCCAAGCUGGUAUCGCUAGAGUUGCGCGAGAACCUGCUGAAAAAUCUACCGGAGUCAAUUAGUCAGCUAACGAAGCUGGAGCGUCUGGAUUUGGGCGACAACGAAAUCGACGAGCUUCCGUCACAUCUCGGCUAUCUGCCGUCGCUGCAAGAGCUCUGGCUCGAUCACAACCAACUUCAGCGAUUGCCGCCAGAGAUCGGGAUGCUCAAGAAGCUCGUCUGUCUGGACGUGUCGGAAAACCGGCUCGAGGAGCUGCCGGAAGAGAUCGGCGGUCUGGAGUGUUUAACCGAUCUGCAUCUGUCCCAGAACUUGCUCGAAACGCUGCCGAACGGUGUUUCGAAGCUGACCAACCUUUCGAUCCUGAAGCUGGACCAAAACCGGCUGCACACGCUGAACGACAGUAUCGGGUGCUGUGUGCACAUGCAGGAACUGAUCCUCACGGAGAACUUCCUCAGCGAGCUACCGUCCACGGUCGGUAAUAUGCUGGUGCUGAACAACCUGAACGUUGACCGUAACUCCCUGGUGGCGGUACCGAGCGAACUCGGCAACUGUCGGCAGCUCGGUGUACUGAGCUUGCGGGAAAACAAACUCACCCGACUACCUUCCGAGCUUGGUAACUGUGGUGAGCUGCACGUGCUGGACGUGUCCGGCAAUCUGCUGCAGCAUCUCCCUUACUCGCUCGUCAAUCUGCAGCUGAAGGCGGUCUGGUUGUCCGAGAACCAGUCGCAACCGGUGCCAACGUUCCAGCCGGACGUAGAUGAGGCGACGAACGAGCAGGUACUGACGUGUUUCCUGCUGCCCCAGCAACGCUACGUACCGUCUAAUCCGAGCCAGCGGGAAGAUACGGACUCGGAGAACUGGGAGGAACGGGAGGCCUCCCGCACACAUUCCGUCAAGUUCACGGAGGACUUUGGCGCGGACCGGGACACACCGUUCGUGCGCCAGAACACGCCCCACCCGAAGGAGCUCAAGAUGAAGGCCCACAAGCUGUUCGCGAAGGAGCGCAAAUCGGACGAUAUGUCCGGCAACUUGGACACACUGUCGGAGGAGUCGGCAUCGCGACCCUCGCUGCUGAACCGUUCCGGGUACGGGGCGACCACGAUGGAAGACAUACAGGGACACUCCAUUCCGCACGACGAGGAGCAAGGUGGUGAAGCGGCGGCGAUCGGUGCGACAAGUUUGGAAGCGGGCGGUGCCGAACAUGCACAGGACGAUGAGGACGAUGGGUACGAGAAGCGGGUCGGGUUCGAGGUGAACGAGGAGGAGGAAGACGAUGCCGAUCGGCAGCAGUACGGUGGUGAGGAUGGCGAUGGCAAGAAGCCAAUCUCCAAACUACACCGCAGAGAUACACCUCAUCAUCUGAAGAACAAGCGGGUCCAUCAUACCAUCACCGAUAAAAACACGAACCUGAUGUUUACCUCGCUGAAGCUGAAGGAAAUGACACCGCCAAAGCUGGACGAACAUCCCGUACUGGAGCAGGUACCGUCGACUGCUGGCAGCAUCGCUGAAGACACACUCGACACGUACACCGCACUGAAGGAGGAGCGUCUGGAGAUACACAUUGAGCGUACGUCCGCCGGGCUCGGGCUAAGUAUUGCCGGUGGGCGCGGUUCGACACCGUUCAAGGGCGAUGACGAGGGUAUCUUCAUCUCGCGCGUCACCGAAAGAGGCCCGGCGGAUCUGGCCGGGUUAAAGGUUGGCGACAAGGUGUUGAAGGUAAACGGAAUCUCUGUCGAGGAUGCGGACCAUUACGAUGCGGUCGAGGUGUUGAAGGCAUGCGGUUCGGUACUGGUACUGUUUAUUUCCCGCGAGGUAACACGCCUGAUCGGACAUCCGGUGUUUGACGAUACCGGUUCGGUCGCACAAAUCAACGUGGUUGAUCAGGACACGUUAAAGACCGGUAGUGGGGCACCGCCGCUGGUCGGUGCACCGCUCGGCGUCCCAACCAUUGUCGGGGACGGUGUCGGUGUCCCGCCGUACAUGGGUGCACUCUCCCCGAACACGGUUGGACUGCCAAACGGUAGUGGUGGUGUUGGUGUUGGUGGUGGCAGUAUGGAUAUACCGAACGGGAACGAAAUUACGCAGAAGAUUAUCCUGCACACGACGCUGAUACGUGACCAGAUCGGACAAGGGCUAGGUUUCAGUAUUGCGGGCGGUAAGGGACAUGCGCCGUUCAAGGACGGUUCCGAGGGUAUCUACAUUUCGCGCCUCACCGAGAACGGGGUGGCACACAAGGAUGGCAAGAUUAUGGUGGGCGAUCGGGUGCUAGCGAUAAACGGUGUCGAUAUUACGAACGCUCAUCACGAUUAUGCAGUGCAGCUGCUUACCGAUCAUCAGCGCUUUGUGCGUCUGGUAGUACAGCGUGAAGUUAAGGGACCGCUAGAACCAUUGCACAGUCCCCGCAGCCCAGUAGUGGGUCCGAAUCGCCCCGGAGCUUAUAUGCCCAAUCGUCUUGCAACCACCUACACCAGCUAUCAACGCACCGGCGAUGACAGUCAGGAACAGCCAGCUGCUGCCCACCCACACCAUCACCACCUUACCGAGUCGGUCAAACCGUCCGGCAGCGAACCGAAGGUGGUGGAUGAACAGCACACGCAAAAGGUAACUGGCGGGGCUAAUGCACUUUCACCUAGCGCCUCAUUUGCACCGCACACGCCAUCUGCCACACUGCUGCAGCAGCAGCAGCAGCAGCAGCAUCAGCAAGGGUUGCCAAUGCAGGUGGAUGCUGCUAAGCAACAGCAGCCUCCCCUGCCCGCACCGCGUACAGUAUUAAUGCAAAACGUUAAUAACAAACACAGCACCGCUAACAACAGUAGCGCUGACGGUGGCCCGAACAGUAACGGCGUGGCGAUGUACAAGCAGCAGCCGGACCAGCCGAUCGAAUCGACGGCAAACACCAACAAUGGUGUGGUGGCGCAUCCCACGUCCACUAGUGACGAUCCGCAGGUUGCAGCGAGGCCCAUGACCAGCGCAGAUUUUCAGGCCAUGAUACCGUCACACUUUAUCAGCGGCGGCCGGCAGGUAACCGUGGACAAGUCCGACCACGGUCCCUCGGUGACGGUGACGGUGCAGAAGGCCGUGCCGGACAUGCCGAUGUUGCCACCGGCACCGACCGAGCUCGGCACCGUCACGGAAACGAUUACCAAGUCAACGUUCACUGAGACGGUAAUGACCAGGGUCACUGACAAUCGCUUAUUGGAACCACUAAUCAGCGAGGAGGUUGUCCUGCCGAAAGAUCAAGGAUCGCUUGGCUUCAGUAUUAUCGGUGGCACUGAUCAUUCCUGCACCCCGUUCGGGGCGCACGAGCCGGGAAUAUUUAUAUCGCACAUCGUAGCCGGUGGUAUUGCUGCCCUGUCCGGUAAGCUGCGCAUGGGCGAUCGCAUCCUGAAGGUGAACGGUACCGAUGUAACGCAGGCAACGCACCAGGAAGCGGUAAUGGAGCUGCUCCGACCGUGCGACGACAUCAAGCUAACCGUACAGCACGAUCCACUUCCGGCGGGUUUUCAGCAUUUUGAAAUAGUUGCAUUGAACACUGAGGAAGUACAUAUUGUCAAGCAAGAUGGCGAACGGCUCGGUAUGCAUAUCAAGGGCGGCCUAAAUGGUCAGCGCGGUAACCCGCUGGAUAACGCCGACGAGGGUGUAUUCAUUUCCAAAAUCAACGCGAACGGUGCGGCCAAGCGCGACGGGCGGCUGCGCGUUGGUAUGCGCAUCCUGGAGGUGAACGGUCUGUCGCUGCUCGGUGCGACGCACCAGGAGGCGGUCGAUGCGUUACGUGCAUCCGGCAACAAGCUCCAUUUGGUCGUGUGCAAGGGUUACGAAAAGUCGGAUCUGCUCCAUCUGGCCGGUAGUGCCGGCGGUAUGAGCACCGGACUUAGCAACAAUGGUGACAAUUCGAGGAUUGGGUCGCGUGCGUCGGAAACGGGUUCGGAGCUUAGCCAGAGUGUGUCCAGCCUCGACCGGGACGAUUCGGUGAUAAUGGCCGAAACGCACCGGAAGCUAAGCGUGGACAAGAUCGACGAGGAAACGUUACCCCCGACGAAACCCACUGCCACCGAAUCGAUCGAGCAGCCUGAACCUACCUCCCAGGCUCUUAUCAGCGUCAAUCCACACGAUCAACAGGUGGCGAUCGGUUCGAAGGAAAAAAGUACCCCAGAGAAGGUACUGGAUAUCGUACGUGCAGCCGAAUCGUUAGCGCUCGGAGGUCAGCUAGUCGAAAAUGGACCCCCGAAAUCACCGACCGAGGUGACGUCCGAACCGCUGCAGAAAACGACCACAAUUGUGAUGUCCAAGCACACCCUCGAUACCCAGACACCUCAGAUCGAACGCCGCUAUGGAAGCGUCCGGUUGUUGUCGCAUGCGAACGAACCUCCCAUCUCCUCAAUUAACUCCUCCACCACUGUAGCGAACCACCCCGCUGUCGAUACUAACUACUGCCAUCCGAAGGGCUUACCGAAGCCGGUACGACCACACCGACCACCACCUCCACCACCACCAUCAACCGCUGCUACUGCAGGCUCCACCACAAUUACCAACACCGAGCACAAGCUAAUCGUCAGCGGGGAUCAACCACCGAUGAGCAAAGCACCUUCACCGCCGGCAAAUGACAAAACCACCCAACCGAAGGAACCCGUCGCGGUAACGCACCGUAAAUCGGUUAGCUUUGAUCUGCACGAAGAUACGCACGGGUUCGAUACGGCGCUGCAUCAUGCUCGGGCCGCAUUUGCCGGUCCAUCGCCGACACCCGAUCUGAAGGGUAUAUUGCGUGCGAGCAGUCCGUCGUCUUCCUCGACGAACCGUAGCAACAGCUCGACACCGGAGGUUGUCCAGCUGCAGCAGCGAGUGACCGAAGCACCGAAGGUGGCCAACCUUGACUCCGAUCCGGACACCGACUCCGACACCGAUUCCGAUACCGACUCCGACACAGACGCAUCCGACGAUGGACGUUCGCUCGAGCUGGGCGAGUCGAAGGUAAUCGAUCGUGCACCGAGUACGCCUGGCCCAGCCGUUGCUGCUGCUGCUGCUGCUGGAGGUAAUCCGAUACGUAGGGCCGAAGUCGUGCGUAAUCAGGCAGCCCGUAAACUACGCGAAGAGUUCGGCCAGGGUGAUCUGGUGGAGUACGAGCACGAUUCGACGACGAACACGAUCCGGGAGGUGGUGGUGAGUGGUGUGACGGGUCAAUUACGACAUACCGAACGGGUGGAAGUACUUCCGGCCAAGUACGAAACGUUACCGACCAAGCGGACGGCACAGUUCGUGCACGAGAACACGCCAAACAAUCUGCUCGUACCGGACGAGGUUCAUCGACAGGUGCUGUUGGAAGAGAACGAGGUACGCAACAAGCUGCUGGCACAAUACGCACACGAACAGCAGCACCAACAACACCAACAGCACCACCAUCACCAUCAGCAGGUUUACACCGUACACCAUCAUCAUCCGGGUGAGCUAAUUGGGCGUGUGCCGUCGCCGUAUAUGUACGAUACCGGGUCCGCGUCCGUAUCACCAUUACCGGCUGCGUCACAGUAUAUCCCGGGCCAUACUAGCCCGUACGAACAUCACCACCAUCUUACCAGGCUCGGCAGUGUAACGUCACCACCACCGCCUCCACCCGACGUCGGGUAUCAUCUGCCGCAGAUCUACCCACCGGUGCAGAUUCUUCCGGUCCACUACACCAAACUACCCACACCGCAGCACACCAUCUAUACGUACGCGUCCGGCACGGUACCGGUCAGCCAUGCGCCGAUCGUAUCGCCGGCAGCGGGCAGCCAACUAUCCUACACUACCACACCCCACCACCUACCGUACAGUGGCAUCCGGAUGGGGGGAACCACCACCGCAACGUACGUGUCUUCCGCACAUCAACCGUCCCCCGCCCACGUACUGAUGCCGUCACCACCGCUAGGACCGAAGACACCGAAAAGUGUUUCCGACAAGAAGCGAUUCUUCGAGAACGCGAUGGAAGAUCAGCAGAAACCGACACCGAAAUCAGACAAAGUCUUCUCCUUUCUAUCGCAAGAUGAGGUAGAAAAGCUGAGACAGGAAGAGGAGCGCAAAAUUGCAUCGCUCGGCAAGGACCGGGUGCACCAACGAUUCGGUGAAGAGGAUGAAGAGGAGGACGAGGAAGAAGCGGAUGACGACGAGAUACGGUCGGACAGGGGUGAGAGUGAACAGCCGGCGACCGGUGACAAGUCGGACAUUAACGACAAUAACAUGAGAGAGGAUCCGACGAGUCGUGACACUACUAGCGACGAGCAGAAGAUGGCCGCUUCCCUGCUGAUGACAUCAUCGCCGCUGACGAAAACACCCAUGAGCCGCAUUCCGAUACGUACCGCAAAUGCGGAGAAGCGUGCUCGUGCUAGCAACUGUCUACCGCCGGAGUACGACGAGUCCAAGCUCAGCCCGUCCGAGAUCCGUGCCUUACGGGCUCAAAAGCGAGCCGCAUGGCGACAGGCGCGUCUUAAAUCGCUCGAAAACGAUGCUCUGCAGGCGCUGAUUAUGAUACAAACGAUGAGUGCUGCCGGUCUGCUGGACGAAUCGGCGAUGAAUACCAGCGGCGGUAGUGGCCCGACCGAAAGUGUCGAUGGUGGUUCGCCCCAGGCCGCAGCGGUUGGAUUGACCGCAGGCAGUAAUUCCAACGCAUCAUCGCCACCACCUCCAUCACAGUCCCCAUUACCGUCCGACACAGCACCGUCUCCGGUGAACGUCAGCAAUAACGAGGAGCUAGAGGAUGUACGUCAGGAUGCAGGUGGACGGAGAAGCGUGAGUGAGGACGAAGGCACCGAUCGGUUACAACCACGAUUUCCACGCCUAGCGGUAAAAUCACGUCCCGGCAGCGAAAUCGUCGUGCGCGAAACGGAAAAGGUCGUGGAGGAGAAGGUGACCCGGCGGACGGAGGAAGCACCGGGCGGUGGCGUCCGGACGGUUGAGUACAUUGAGAAGGUCAUCGAAACUGAGGUGGAAACGAUGCGCGAAAAGAUCAUUAUGUUCGAGCUGGAAGAUUCCUCGUCCGGUGACAGUGAGCGUGACAAUGGUAAGCCGGAUGUAAGCAACGGUAUCACCGAAACGGACGGACACCGACCAUGGACGGAAGGUGGCAGUGAGUCGUCGGACCGGCAAGUGGACGCGGAACCGGAACCGAUGCAGCUGCAGACGAUUGUGGAAGUGAUCAACCCGAUGCUGACCGGUGACGGUCAACCGAACGAUAUUGCGAUCGGACGCUACAACGACGACGUCCGGGAGGAAGAUUCGCUUGUAACCGCCCCGACCACGACUACUGCAUCGCUUGAGUACGGUGGUCGGUACACGUACGAGCACGGUAAAUAUGAGUCAAUCAACGACAAGAUGAAGCACGUACUGCGCGAGCUGAAACAGAACGAGAAGGUGCGACAGAACCUUUCCAAAAGCCUUACGGAAGAGGAAAUUCUCGCACUGCAAGCGGAAGAAGCGGAGGAGGAUGAGCAGGAGGAGGAGGAGGAAGAGGAGGAGGAAGAAAUUGUGCCGGAACCGUACGAGGAGAAAACGGGCGCCAUCGGCACGGUGUUUAUGGUGCGCGAGCGACUGAUCAACGAUUUCUACACCCACCAGAGCGAACUCGCUCAGGAGCAGCAGCAGCAGCAGCAGCAACAACGAAAGUACCAGCACCAGCUGCUCGAUGACAACGGAUCGGCCGCCUACCGUGAUUGCGAGGUCAUCACAAAUCCGAACGCGGACCGGUUUUCGCCCGCGUUCGAUCAUCAGCAUUCCUCCGGACCGGGCCAGCUUUACCAUCAGACGCUACACUCGGAAAAGCUGCGUGCCGUGUUUGUCGCCAGCGACGAGGACGACGAGGAUGAGAAGGAUGAUGAGGAGGAUACGGAAGAUCAGCGGAAUGGCAAUGCUACGACGUCGAUCGGUACCGGUGAAACCGUCGUACAGGGUCGUGGUGAGGAGGAGGAUGAUGACGAGGAUGGGGAAGAUGACUCGCACCCGAACCGUACGGCAGGUGGUGGUGGUGUUGGUGAGACAAAUAAUGGCACCACCAACCACCCCACCAAUACCGUUCCAUCGUCGGCAACGUCGAACCUUACGACUGGCGGCGCUAGCAACAAUAAGCGUAAAAAGCGAAAGGGCAAAAAGAAAAAGUAAUUGGUUUGGGGGGGGGGGGGAGGAGAAGACGUUUUUCGUUUCGCAAGACACAGGUCUGUGUUCUUCCAUGGGUGUGCGGUACCGGUCCAAGUGUAGCGCGCCUUCGUAGCUAAAUGUAAACGAUUUUAAACUGAAAAAAAGUAUGAUGAAAAGAAGGGCAGUAAGUUUUAGGAUUUAUUUUAACACCAGCCAAGAAACGAUAUAGUGGCGAUAAUUAAACACCUCUUUUUGUGUAGUGUAUGCGUAUGUGUGCGUGUGUGUUUUAUCACACAAAAGUCAGACACGGGCCGAUUAAGGUAGAGCGUAACACACAAAACAGAAAUAAUACAGGGGUUUUCAGUUGAUAAUGUAAAGGCAUCGAUCUGUUUUUCCUGGUUCCUUCGAUGAAAUGGUAAACAAAGCUAGUAGGCAUGGAAGUGGAAUCAGAUGACCGGCAAAUCAAUUAUCAUUUAGUAUAAAGUUACCAGAUGAUAUAACAAUCGAAGCCGAUGAUACUGUACACGACCUGUCAGCGCUCGUGUAGGUGCGUAACUUACAGCUAUAAACACGGGAUGUGAAAUUGAGCUGAAAACGCCUUGCAGAAAAUCGGUGGUGUACGAAUUGUAAGUUUACGUAAGAAACCAAUUUUAGGAUAUUCACUAAUUAAGUAAGUACUUGUUUGGUACUUGUUUUUCACUUUCCCUACACAAUGAGCUUCAAAACCAGACCUUGAAGCUCAAGGUUACAUACUUACCCUGGCGCAGAUAUCAUAGGCUUCGAUUGUAAUAUCAUCUGGUACCUUCACAGUAAAAGGGAAUUGAUCCGCCUGUCAUCUGAAUCCGUUCCCAAGUCAACUAGCGUUUGUUUACCAUGUCAUCUAAGGAGCCAUGAUCGUUGCUUGUACAUUUUCAACUGAAAGCCCCCUGCAUGAGCAGCUAGAUGUGCGCAGCUUUUCUUGGAUAGAUUUAUAUUAUUAUUUUUUUCCAAUUCAUUCUCUUAAUAAUUAUUUUUUCCGAUUUAUUACAAAUAAUUCUCAUAUUUUCUCUUUUGUCACGCCCUAGGGGAGGGAUCACUACUAGCAAUUAAAUGAACCCCCAAAAACGGGGACAAAGCCCCCUCUCCCACGCAACACGGGGCUGGAUUCGAUUAAUUUAUACGAAAAAUGAAGCACCCAGCUAUUUUACACCCAUACGUCCCACCCCACACACAGGAUUAACGGUAGAGAUAUGUGUGUUGGUUUUUUUACUUCGUUUUAUUAUCAGGUUGCAAUAAUUAUCAUCUAAUGAAUUCAUUUCUUUUUUCUUAAAACGUUUUUUUUCACCUUUUUAUAAUAAUGAAGUGUUUAUCUCCUUAGUAUUUAUCGCGCAGAUUUUGAUGCAUUUUUGUUUUUUUUUUUUUUUUAUUGAAGCACACACUUAAGUUUUAUCUUCUACUUCGUUCUUCUUACUUAAGUAACUUGAAAAUUUCCUUAUCCGAUGCUUCAUUAUUUUUUUAGAUAUUGCUUUACACAAGGAUUAUUAUAUUUAGAGUAGUUAAACGGACAGUGAGAGAGAGAAAGAGACCAUAUAUAAGCGGCUGGGAGAUGUAUAUGUGUAGUAUGGGGAGACGAGGUGGAGAUAGUGGGUGAGGGAGGAUAGUGUGAAGAGAAGCUUACAGUGUGAUUGAAUGUAUGUGUGUAUGUUCUUGUAUGGCUGAGUGUGUGUGUUCGGGUACGUCGAAAACAAAAAGGAAUGCUCAAGGAUGACACCAUCAUUUACACUACUACACAGACACAUGCAACCAUGCGCCACCAUUCCUUUCUGGGCGUGUAUGUAUGUAUGCAUUUUUGAGCAUCCUUUUUAACGGACAUUUAAUGUGUAACGUCUUCUCUUCACCUUCACUCAAUGUGAAACAAACUGCCUCCUCCCUUUGUUCCUCCCUCCCCCCCCCCCUCUCCACCAAAAGAUAAACUCCUCUCAAAGCCUCCCCUCUUCCAUGGAUUUUUCCCCCUUCCCACUCCCGUUCGGGUCCGCUGUACUAUAUGUUGUCCUUUCCGGUAUGGCAAUAUGUGUAAACCAAGCGAAAUAAAACUAUUUAACUCAAACAAAUACAAUAUCUAACGAA
Molecule: messenger RNA, 11518 nt
Organism: Anopheles stephensi (Asian malaria mosquito)
Lineage: Eukaryota; Metazoa; Arthropoda; Insecta; Diptera; Culicidae
Product: protein lap4-like
Exons: 24
Coding region: 863-9436 (2857 amino acids)
Biological process (GO): neurotransmitter receptor transport postsynaptic membrane to endosome; neurotransmitter receptor transport, endosome to postsynaptic membrane
Cellular component (GO): postsynaptic density; postsynaptic membrane; adherens junction
Molecular function (GO): protein binding
Source: RefSeq, a predicted model, not a curated record